ACUCCUUGCUGCUACAGCUGUAAUAAUUAUAAAGCAAGAGCUAUAAAAUAACUAAUAAGUAUGACCACAAAAUCUGACCUCCAUUAUCUAACCCACCGUUCCCACAUUAUUAUUUUACUGCACGCAACACAAUACGUACAUGCAUAUUAUGUACAUAAGCACAACAUUGUCGUUAUAUUCUCUUAUCUCCGUCUGCCAACAUUCAUUCCCAAAUAACAAAAUCACUUCUGUAUUAAACCCACGUCGAAGAAAUAUUUCGGGCGACAUUCCAUCAGUUAAUCAUCAAUUGUCAAACUCAUCUCAUCUCAAGACUCCAACAACUUCACAUGAAAAAAUGUGUUAAUAAUAGUAGACUGCCGAUGGUCAUAAUCAUGCACAAUUCACUUCACGGCGCUACUCCUACGCCGACAGUAUGUUGAGAAGGAUAUCAAGGGACAAGGACGUCAACACGUCAAAAGACUGCUGGACAACGACUGUUUUUUGUCCAUGUAUUAUCAUCCAGAUUUUAAGUUUGUUGAAGAAAAUCACCGUUACGGUCAAUAGGAGUAGAAAAUCUUUGACUUACCCUAUGCACCUCUCAGCACAGAAUGCAAUUCAACGUUCGACUUGGUAUCCUUGCAGUGAUACUUUUAUCCGCCCUCUUCAUUCACCUAUUCUGGCCAGCUAGUGAAGAAGAAGACGCCGAGACGAAACUUCUUCGGCACUUGGUGUCACUAGAAACGGACAUCCAGCAGUAUGAAUCCAUUUUGUCUUCAGUUAAGAAGGAGAUUUUUAUGUUAAAGGAAACCGGUGGUGACCAACAUGGUCCAUCUGCGUCCAGUCAGAGUCAAGGACUGGCUAAAAUUUUCAAUAUGCGACGAAUCAAAACGCACAAUAUUUACGAUCCACUUCCACACCUUAUGGAUUACGAAGAGGCACUCAUUCCAGCCUUGACCUUGGGAAAGGACAGGGAAGGAGUGUCCGUGGUGCUUGGUAUUCCUACCGUGAAACGACCCACCCAGUCCUACCUGUUACCAACUCUUCAAAAUUUGUUGAGCUCAAUGAGCCCUGAAGAGAAAAACGAUACCUUAAUUAUAAUUUUUAUUGCCGAGUUUGAUGUUUCCUUCGUUGAGAGCACGGUCAACUCCAUAAUACGACAAUUCAAAGAUGAUGUGGAUUCUGGUCUCGUAGAAAUAAUUGCACCCUCUGCUAGUUUUUAUCCUGAUCUUAAGUCAAUCAAAAGUACCUUGGGGGAUUCGGAUGAGAGGACGCGUUGGCGUACCAAGCAGAACUUGGACUACGCGUAUUUAAUGAUGUAUGCUAAAAACCGAGGAAAGUAUUAUGUUCAGCUGGAAGAUGAUGUUCUCAGUCGGCGUGGAUUUAUCACCACAAUGAAAGAUUUUGCCCUCAAGACUACGGUGAAAACGAGUGACUGGUUCAUGCUCGAUUUUUGCCAACUUGGAUUCAUUGGAAAGCUGUUUAGAGGUUCCGACCUGUGGAAAUUAGUUGAAUUUAUACUUUUGUUCUUCAAAGAUAAGCCUGGAGAUUGGCUUUUGUCGCACUUUUUCAGCGUAAAGUACUGCAAACUUGACUAUAAUCACAAACGUUGCCUUCGAGAACUAGAACGACAUUGGAUCCAUUUCAAGCCUUCUUUGUUCCAACACAUUGGAAUGAUCUCUUCUCUUAAUGGAAAAGUACAGAAAUUAAAGGAUCGUCAAUUUGGAAAGUUGGAACUUUUCACGAGACAUGCAAAUCCAACGGCUCGAGUAGAAACUAGUAUUAAGCAUUACGGGAGAUUUUCUUUAGAGAAAGCGUACAAAGGAAUGAAUUUUUUCUGGGGAUUGGCACCUCAAGCUGGUGACACGAUCAAAUUUAUUUUUCCGUCACCACUUUGUCUGAAAAGUUAUAGGUUUGUGAGUGGAAAUGCAGAGCAUCCCUCGGAUAAGUUACACAAUGCAACGUUUGAAGUUCGAACAGUCUCCACUGCUGCACACGAACAAAAAAAUUAUGUCAAGUCAGAGGACGGAUUUAUUACUUUGGGUGACUUUGAUGAGUUUGGAGUGUUGGAUGGUCAGAUAGAGCCUGAAAUGUGUCCGAUCUCCGCCGUCCGAAUUACUUUACAAAACUCAAGUGACUUUUGGGUGAUUCUCAGCGAGAUAUUUCUCGAAACGUCGUAACUACAUACUGCAUAAACAACGAGUGAAGCUUAACGAAAUGCCAAUAUGUGAUUAUGCAACAGCGUCAAUCAAACGCGAAAAUUUAUCGAACAUUAAAUGGUGCAAAACGUACUUGUGGAUUUUAUAGUUUUUUUCAUUGAUAUAGAAAACCGAUUCUAGUGUUGUUUAUACUUAAAAAAUAUACAAUAUCCAUACACUGGUUGAAAAUAUGAACUGAAAUUAUAUUGACUUUAAUUUUUGUAGGACAUUUUUUGGUAACUUUCUCCGCACUCUGACAAUGAAUCAAAUGAAUGUGAAAUUAGUAACAAAGAGUAGUGAAAGCUAUAUGUUUGUUAUGCUCUCAUGCAAAGCUACUUAUAUGAGGAUCGAUAUAUAAGACUUACAACUGAAAUUGAACCACUAGUAUUAUUCCGACAUUCCUUUUUUGUUGUAGUGGAAAAAGUAUCUAAUUUAAUAGUUUGCUCUUCUAGUUUUUUAAUAAUUUAAUAAUACCACCGACAACUUAACUUUAUGAGAUGAGAUGAGCUUUAAAAGUCUGUGAAAUCAAACGCAUAAUACAUAAUAAUAAAUUAUAUAAAUACGUCA
Molecule: messenger RNA, 2741 nt
Organism: Folsomia candida
Lineage: Eukaryota; Metazoa; Arthropoda; Collembola; Entomobryomorpha; Isotomidae
Product: alpha-1,3-mannosyl-glycoprotein 4-beta-N-acetylglucosaminyltransferase B
Exons: 13
Coding region: 588-2156 (522 amino acids)
Biological process (GO): protein N-linked glycosylation
Cellular component (GO): Golgi stack; endoplasmic reticulum-Golgi intermediate compartment; endoplasmic reticulum
Molecular function (GO): acetylglucosaminyltransferase activity
Source: RefSeq, a predicted model, not a curated record